Messenger RNA from Sipha flava (yellow sugarcane aphid), 619 nucleotides. RefSeq names its product 26S proteasome complex subunit SEM1 (gene Sem1). The transcript has 3 exons. Gene Ontology annotation, cellular component: proteasome regulatory particle, lid subcomplex; proteasome complex. Gene Ontology annotation, biological process: double-strand break repair via homologous recombination; proteasome assembly; mRNA export from nucleus. The record is from RefSeq and is a predicted model, not a curated record. The coding region runs from base 214 to 456 and encodes 80 amino acids. Lineage: Eukaryota; Metazoa; Arthropoda; Insecta; Hemiptera; Aphididae.
AUAUUAAGUGUAAAGUAACACAAUCAUUUUCUGUUUAUUAGACAAUUUUGGAAAUCAAUUAAUUUAAGGUUAGAGCCAUGACUGUUAAUUUAUUACAAGUGUAAAACAAAUAAUAACAAAGAUUUGCUUCUGUCUGCUCUCUGCUAACACAUUUACUAAGUAAAAAUUAUUAGAGACAUUUUUACCAAUUGUAUAGUAAUUUACACAGAAAUCAUGGUAAAAUCUAAUGAACCUAAGCCCGACACGGAUAAACAAAAGAACACUUUAGACAUUGGCUUAUUGGAAGAAGAUGAUGAAUUCGAAGAAUUUCCGGUAGAAGAAUGGACCAGCCAUGACGAAGAGGAUAAAGAAGCUAAUGUUUGGGAAGAUAAUUGGGAUGAUGAUAAUGUCGAGGAUGACUUCAGUGUUCAAUUAAGAGCCGAGUUUGAAAAACAAAAUAUUCCUGCGACGUUUUAGAGUAAAUUAUUACAUAAUGUUAUGUUCUUGUAAAGUGGAAAGUAAAAUACAUGUAUAAAAAAAAAAUAUAUAUUAAUUCUUACUCCUAAAAUUAUUUUUAAAUUUAUUUUCUACAAAAUGUAACACAUUUUAUCUUGAAUGUAUUAAGUUAUGUACAACCUCA